UGCUAAAAACAACACAAAAUUUCUAGUUUCCCCAAUAAAAACAGAAAAUGGCAACAAAUGACGACGAGGAUCAUAAGGAUCGACAGGCAGGAGAAUCGGAUCAUGUGAUUAUUUCUAUAGGAGAUGAACCAAAUGUAAUCCAUUUACCAGAUGCUAAUAUAGAAGCAACCGAUACAGAUAAUCUCGAGAGGACAGAGUCGCGACAUAUUACCUUUCUGAUAGACGAAUCGCCGAACACAAGUCGACAGAAUGCCGAAGAGGCCAAAGCUUUGGUAAAGGAUUUAUUAGAGAUUAUAAUACCACAAAGUGAGACAUCCGAAAGUUCUUCAAAUUCAGAUAGUACUGCGACAAUUUGUGAACCUACUUCAGCUUCAUAUUUCCCCGAGGGACGUCUUCAUCAUAUCCUCGAAUUGCUUAAUCACUUUACACGCAAUCUAGAGACUUUGGAACAGCAAGCAUUGAGUCAGAAACAAGAAGUUCGAGUUCAGACAGGCAAUCAUUAUCCUUUGCUGGAUACCAUGUCUAUAAUUGAAGUUCCUCCUCAACAAUGUGAAUUUGGCACACAAACCAUGAGCACAAGUACGAAUUCUAGCCGACGUAGCCUUCGCCUAAAUGUGACCACAAUGAAAACAGUGCGAAAAACGCGAUCUUUUCGUUGUAAUCAACAACAUCCUGAUAAUCGUCCACCCUGCGAACGUACUCAUCAUACAAUUACAAUAAGCACUAAUGCUGCCGCAGCUCGCCGUGCUGCCAAUAAUCGUCAACGAUCUCUGGCCGCUCGUUUGUGUCAGACUUUAAGUGAUUUUGCUGCCGCCGUUUGUCUGUGCAUUCACGUUAACAAAGAUUGCGUUUUCUGUUUGGGCUUCUUCCUGGCUUUUGUGGUCAGCGCUAGUUUUCUAACGGCCUUCUUUUAUCGAACUAUCACAUUCAAUGCAACGGCUGUAAGAGCUCCCAUCGAUGCAUUGACCAGCGGUACCCCAAAUGUCGUUCCUGUACGUUUUAAUGGUGCUUACUACUAUCUGUACAAGGGUCACAAGCCAUAAUACGCUUAAGACAUUUUCUGAGUUUUACUACCAAAAUACCAAAGUAAAUGCACAGAUAUCGUUUGAAUACUUGUAAAAUAUUUUUUAUUAUCAAAUGACGUACCUCGAA
Drosophila willistoni is the source of this 1152-nucleotide messenger RNA. RefSeq lists its product as uncharacterized. NCBI's taxonomy places the organism in Eukaryota, Metazoa, Arthropoda, Insecta, Diptera, Drosophilidae. Bases 48 to 1043 code for a protein of 331 amino acids. The transcript has a single exon. The record is from RefSeq and is a predicted model, not a curated record.